GUGAAGCUAUUGUUGUGUUGAUCACCAACCCAACACACACAGUUACGCAAUACACGGUUGUACCUGAUCAAUACAUAUUGCACAGAGCGUACCACGCCUUAAAUUGACCCCAUCGUCCCAACAUGAAACACGGGAUACUGCACACCUUGCCAAUAGGCUUGGUAUUCAUCCAUCUCGGAUCUGCAGCUCGAUAUUCUCGGUCCAGCAGUUACCGCAGGACGUAUUACUACAACAGCGGGAGUAGUGGGAGUGGCGACGAUGAAGACACAAUCAUACUCGUCGGAGUAUUGGUGGGUUUCCUUGUGCUAAGCGGACUUUUCUUUGCUUUUGCCGUCUGCUAUGUUAAACUGAAAAAAAGAGCUGAAAGAAAGAAAGAGGAAGCAAAAGAACUGGAGCAAAAUAAAACUACCAAAAACAUCGACCAGAAAAGAUCAAGGAAUGUUGUUGGCACUACCGAUUUUUAACAAGAUCCCAAGGCUUUACAGUGACAUGUGCAUUGAUAUGUGUAUUUUGUGGUAUUAUUUGUAUGGUUGUAAAUACCUAACAUUUGUUUAUUUUUAUCUCAUUGGUGUUUGUCUUAUGUUUCUUCCGAAAUUUCAGAAUCAUGUACAUUUAAGUGAGUUAAAAUUUAACGACGCAUCGGCAUUGCUACAGCCAUAUGGCGACCUAUACAUUUAAGAAAUUUAUAGAUGUACAUAUCUUAUAUAACUGGUUUAGUUCCUGAUUCGUUCGAUCUGUAACUCCUUACGAAAAUAGUCUCUGAUAUAAAGCUAUUAAUAGUGAUAUUGCAGUUGCAUUACUUUUUGUAAUCAUUAGGUCUGACAUUACAGACGUGUAGUGAAAUUAAACACACAUUAAGUGCUUCUUGUCAUUAUGUCUGAUAUUGUGAAGUUUACAGUGGUAUUUGACGUUGUUGAAUGUUUUCUUGUAGACAAGUUUGGGACUUUGUAUGUGCCUUUGUUUAUUAAAAAGGUUUGUCAAA
This is a messenger RNA of Haliotis rufescens (red abalone), 982 nucleotides long. RefSeq lists its product as uncharacterized. Lineage: Eukaryota; Metazoa; Mollusca; Gastropoda; Lepetellida; Haliotidae. The transcript is spliced from 4 exons. The coding region runs from base 123 to 464 and encodes 113 amino acids. The record is from RefSeq and is a predicted model, not a curated record.